Molecule: messenger RNA, 4755 nt
Organism: Neospora caninum
Lineage: Eukaryota; Apicomplexa; Conoidasida; Eucoccidiorida; Sarcocystidae
Product: putative DNA repair protein RAD50
Exons: 20
Coding region: 1-4755 (1584 amino acids)
Biological process (GO): telomere maintenance via telomerase; double-strand break repair; chromosome organization involved in meiotic cell cycle
Cellular component (GO): Mre11 complex; condensed nuclear chromosome
Molecular function (GO): double-stranded telomeric DNA binding; G-quadruplex DNA binding; ATP hydrolysis activity
Source: RefSeq, a predicted model, not a curated record
AUGGCGACCCUCGAGCGCCUCGGCGUGCAGGGCAUUCGCUGCUUUGCACCAGACCAUUUGGAGGUGCUCGCCUUUGAGAAGCCUCUCACAGUCAUCGUCGGCCACAACGGAGCCGGAAAGACGACCGUUGUGGAGUGUCUGAAAUACGCGACGACUGGAGAGCUGCCGCCGUGCGUCGAUCGCGGGCGAGGGUGGCUGCACGAUCCGCGACUCCUGGACGCUGCUGAAGUGAAGGGGCAAGUGCGGCUGCGGCUCCACACAAAGGGGGGAAAGGAACUGACCGUCGUCCGGUCGAUGCAACUCUCCCAGACCGUAGAUCGCAAGGGAAAAUCCAAGGCGACAUUCAAACAACUGGAGCCGUAUCUCCAGCUGAAGGAUUCGUCGACGGGCCAGAAAGCGUCGAUUGGGAACAAGUGCGCAGACAUCGACGUGCAGUUGCCGGGACUCCUCGGCAUUCACCGAGCCGUGUUGGAACACGUGGUGUUUUGCCACCAAGAGGAGAGCUGCUGGCCGUUGUCGGAGAUGCAGGUUCUCAAGAAGAAGUUCGAUCAACUCUUCGGCGCGACGCGCUACGUGAAGGCGCUUGAGUGCAUUCGAACCAUCAGAAAACAGCAUGUGUCUGAGGCGAAGGAUCGGCAGCACGACUUGCAGCUGGUGGAGGCGCACAGGCGACAAGCGAGGCUUCUGAUUCGGCAACUGCACGAGGCGAGGACGCUGGAGAGCGAGGAAGAGGAGCAACUGCGACUGAGCAAGGCGGCUCUGGAAGAGCUGGCGUCUCUCCUUCGAUCUGGGGAAGAAGCGAAAGAGAGAGAAGAAGAAAUCAAGCACAACUUGGAACUCUCUGCGCAGCUGCUUCGGCGACUGGAGGCAGAACUGGCGGAGCAGAAGGAAACUCAGGAGAGAGAACGGCGAGAAGAGAAAGAGCGAGAGAGACAGAGACGCAGGACUGCUCGUAUCCGACUCGCCGAGCGAAGGCAAGAACUGGAGGGAGAAGACGACGCUCCACUCAGGCGCGAGGAAGAACGGAGGAAGGAGGAAGAAGAAGAGCGCGCAUGGAGGAAGGAGGAGGAGGAAGAAGAGAAGUUUCGGCUCGCAGUCGAGCAGGAAAGCUACGCGGAGCUCGUCGACCUGGCGAAGGACAUCGAACGGCAGUUCGCGGCCAAGAAAGACCGCCUCGCGGCCUUGGAGGGAGAGUUGCAGGCGCGGGAGAACGAGAGUGCAGCCCUCACGGAGCGGCUGCAUGCAGAGCAGCACAAGGCGGCCGAAGGCAUUCGAGCGGAGGAGCGGAGGAACGCCGCAGUCAACGAGCGAAAGAAAAUUGUUUCGAGAAUCUUGAGGGCGUGUCGAGGCAAACGCAGCGGCCUGGAAGGCGAGCCCGACGAAGAAGAAACGGAGAUCUUCGCUGCUCGGCCGGACCGAGAGAUCGACGAGGACGUGCAAACACAGCUGAACCGCCUCGGCUGCGAGAAGGAGGCGACGACUCGCGACGCCACGCGACGCACGCAGGCCUUGAAGGCCGAAACGCACAAACUGCAAGACGCAUGCUCAGCCCUGCACGCAGUUGUCGGCGCCGGCGACGAGCUGUUGCUGCACUUGCGGCAGGAGUGCGCAUCGCUGCAAGAGCGGAAGGCGACCAGGCGCAGGAGAGAAGAAGUGACGGACGAGCUGAACCGCGUCAAGUGCGAGGAAGAGCGCCAGCGGCGGGAGGAAGAAGAAGGCCCGCAGUCGUCUGCGGAGACGAUUCGGGAGUUAGAGGCGACUGUCAAGCGAGCAGACGAGGACUUGCAGAAGCUGCGAUGUCGCCGAGGCCUCCUCGAUCGGCGCCGGUGCGUCGCAGAGGAACAGAAGGAGCGACAAAUGCAACUGCAGCUGUCCAGGCAACGCGUGCAAGAUUUAGAGCAGGAGAUCGAGGAGAAAGAGACGAAAUUUCUCCAGGAGUUUCACGUCGUCAGCGACGAUUUGGAGGCAGCUGACGGCCAAGCAAAACGCGAUUGCAGCUUUGAGGAGGCAGCGGCAUUGGCGUCAGCGCUGGCCGCUCGCAAGGACGGCGAGAAGGCGCGCGAACACCAGCGCGCUGUCGCCGCAUCGCUGAACAGCUGCAGAGGGCAAGGCGAACUUGGCGCCUCUUCGCUGCGUGCGCUUCUUCUCCCCUUCUGCCACAGUCUCCUUCGAGCAGCCGCCUUCUCGUCGCCUCAGUCUCCCACUCCUCAGUCUCCUUCGCCGUCCUCGUCUCCGGGUUCGUCAGAGGCGAGCAAAGGCGAGACAGGUUUCGAGCGGUCCUCCUUCCGGUCGUCCUCAUGGCCUCCACAUCUCGUUCAGAUUCUCCGAGAGGCCGCCCGCAGAGGGCGUGACUGGGGAAGAGACACUUCGAGGCGACUCGUCCCGCCUGCGGUUUCUGCCUCGGCGUCGUCUGGAGGCGAGGACGCGCCUGCCGACGAGGACCGUCUCUUUGCCGAUGCUCAGGCGCUUAUGGCAGUGUACGAGGACGGGCGGAGAAGCCGAGACGAGGGCGACAUCGCGCGAGACGUCGAGAAUCUCAAGGGGGAGGCCGCGCACUUGACUUCUCUGUGUGCGAGCGCGGACGGAGACGCAAGCAGAGUCAACUGCUUCGCCGCACAAGGCUGGCUCCAGCUGCUCGCGAAAGAAAGCGAAGAAGCCUCUGCAUGCGCGUUGUGCAAGCGCGCCUUUGCCACGCAGGAGGAGCUGGAGCAAACGCAGGCGGAAGUCGCAAAACGCGUGGAGGCCGUCCCUCAAAAACUGCGCGAUGCAGAGAACCGCCAGAGGGAGAUUCGAAGGCAAUUCGACGACCUACAAGAAGAGCGGCUUCUUUUCGCCACCUUGGCGAAGCAGAAAGACGAAAUCUCGCAAAAGACGACUUUUCUGCAAACUCUCAGACAAAACCUUCAACAUCUGAAAGACCAGGUCGAGGCGGCAGAGCGCCGUGCGGCCGAAGCCACGCGCAAGGAAGAGAAAGUGAAGAAACUCGUCGAGACCGCAGAGAGCAUUCGCGAGUUGAAAUCCGUUGGCCGAAGGAAAGCAAGGGAUGAGAUGGAGGCGAUUGAGGCACAGCUGCAUGCGGCCAUUCUUGCGGCCUCGGCGCCCCUCGCUUCCCCCGACGGCUCCUCGAGUCUGGGAAACUCCGACACGGCCGACGGCAAUCCGUUUGACUUGCUGAGCAUCACGAAGGAGUCGGAGGCUCUCGACAACGAGCAAACAAAGGUGUACGCCCUCCGCGACGCCGCCCAGACGAGCUUGACCCGAGCCGUCGGCGAGCGCUUUGCGCAGCAGCAGCGGAAAGACGAUCUGCGGAGACGGCGAGAAGAUCUCCAGCGCGAAGAAGAGGAACUUCGAACUCUCGAGCAACAAAUCGCAAAAGCAACGAGCACAAUUCGAGCCAAAGAGGCCGAGCUGCCGGCGCAGCGACUCGAGCUGGAGACGCUGCAGCGGCGCAUCGAGGAGAAAACCGAGCAACUCCGGAGAGAGGAGCAGAGCGUCGGGGACGCGCUCCGCGACGUGGACGAAAAAAUCCGAGGCCUCACAGAACAGCAGCGUCUCUUCGCGGAGGCCUCGCGCGCGAUUCGCCACGCCGAGGCUUCUCUCCGGGAGGCGCGGGAGAGGUCGGCGCUGACCGUGGAGCUGGAGCGACUGCGGGCGAAACGCGCGGAGGCGAAUGUGGACAUUGCCCGGAUGAAGAAGGCGAACGAAGAACAGCUUAAGGCGUGCGCCCGAGGCCAGCGUUUCCUCGCCCUCGUCAAGAACAAGGUCGCCCACUUCCACAAGGAACAAGAAAUUGAAGUGGAGAAGAAGAAGAUGGAGGCGUACGCCGAGCAACUGCGAGAAGGCAGAAGACGCCGAGGCGCAGUCGGCGCCGGGAGCGGCCGAGAGGGUGGGCGUCGAGCAGAAGCCGAAGAAGAUGAAGACGAGGGCGAAGAAAGCGAUGCGCUCGAGCGAGAGCUCGGAGAGUUGCGGAAGAAGUGGGAGGCGGAGAAGGAGAAGAAAGCUCGUCUCGAAGGGAGUUUGAUGACUCGGCGAGAGCGCGUGAAAGAAAUCGAAAAGGAGCUGGCGGGGUCUGCAGUCUACAAGGACGUCGAGGAGAAGUACAGAAGCGCUCUGGUGGACGCCGAGAUCGAGGCGAUGGUUACCAGCGACCUCGACCGUUAUCACCGAGCCCUGGACAAGGCGCUGAUGAAAUACCACUCGAUGAAGAUGCAAGAGAUCAACGCCACCAUGAAGGAGUUGUGGCAGACGAUGUACACGGGGCAUGACAUUGACUUCAUCGCAAUUCGCUCCGACACCGAAGACCAGGCUGGGCUCGCGCCGCUGUCGCUCUUUGGAAAUGCGUCCUCGCCUCCUCCGGCAGCCGGACAGAGGUCGUACAACUACCGCGUCGUGAUGGUCAAGGGCGCAGUGGAACUCGACAUGCGCGGGCGUUGCUCGGCGGGGCAGAAAAUCCUUGCUUCCCUGAUUAUUCGCCUCGCCCUCGCCGAGACGUUCUGCGUGCACUGCGGAGUCCUCGCUCUGGAUGAGCCGACGACGAAUCUCGAUCGCUACAACUGCGAAAGUCUAGCGAAGGCUCUCGCCGCCCUCGUCGAGGCUCGGCGCACGAGUGCGAGUUUCCAGUUGAUCCUCAUCACGCACGAUGAGCAGUUUGUGAUGAAACUCGCGCGACACGGCCUCUGCGACAAAUUCUACAAAAUCACAAAGGCCCUGACGGGCGAGUCCCGAAUUACGUGUUGCGACAUCCAAGGUUUCUGA